AUGCUGUUGUUGCUUGCGUGUCUUACGCUAAAGCAUUUGUUACAGGAGGAAAAGGAGCAGUUGAAUGAACUUGUGAUAGCAGAUGCAAAGGCAGAAUAUGCUUCAUACAGUAACUUGCUGUCCAGAGACUGGCGCUUUCCAAUUUGCACUUUCUUGGGAGAACACAUCAAAUGUCCUUGGGAAGCAGCUAUGAUGUGGUCUGAAUCAACAGUACUGGCAACUCGGCAGCAUUCUCGCCUUUUAUCAGGAAAAUUGUGUGGUUUCACGUUCUCACAACCGGACUUGUUCAAGAAAAUGAUUGAAAGUCUGCCAGCAGAUUUCACGUUGGUACACUUGGCAAUGUCGCAUAACGGCUCACUUUAUCUUGUCAAAAUGCACAAGGAUCGGGACCCUAUUGUUAUGCCACUAGCUCCAAAGGCAAAGGUGGAGGACAUAAAAUCAAUGAUGGAAAGGAUCAUUGACGAGAAUACUAAGACAAGCAGCCUUGGUAAGGUGACAAAGGAUGCAAAAGCCUUUUGGACUGCAAGAAGAGCAGUAGACAAUAAUUUGAAGAAUCUUAUUCCUCGGGUGCAAGAAAUCCUGUUAGGUGCUGCUGCACCGUUAGUUUUA
This is a messenger RNA of Strongylus vulgaris, 609 nucleotides long. Lineage: Eukaryota; Metazoa; Nematoda; Chromadorea; Rhabditida; Strongylidae. The record is from the annotation of a GenBank genome assembly.